AUGUCAGAUUGCUUUUCUAGAUGGUGUCCUGGCUCAGAUUCGUAUUCUCAGACCACCAACACCAAUGAAUAUACGAGCAUCCACGUCAGUCAAGCCGAAAUGGAAUCCUUGAGCAAAAUUUCGGAUGCCUUACACCAUUUACCAUACAAAGGCAACGACCUGAACAAUAUACAGUCUACCAUAUUCCAUCUGUCUAGAGGUGCCGCACCAUCCACCAACUUUCAGGUACCCACAGACGCGGACUUGAAAACUAUUAGCAACAAAGCUCCUGCAUUGGCUUUGCACUCCCAGAACGCCCGGAACGUUUUUAGGAGGGCGCAAGGUCAAGAGGAGUCGACCAUUACUUAUACCGACCAAAGUGGAGCAAGGAUUGCUAGCGCGAAUCAAUGGGACAAUGAUACCCUCAGAGGUAUAAGACAAAGUAUGAUAUAUGAGCGACGACAACAUGGCCUUGAACGAGGUGAACCUUCCGGCACGCAACCAACUUCGUCAGGGAGAGAUUGGGCCUAG
This is a messenger RNA of Kwoniella botswanensis, 510 nucleotides long. RefSeq lists its product as uncharacterized. The coding region runs from base 1 to 510 and encodes 169 amino acids. The record is from RefSeq and is a predicted model, not a curated record. Lineage: Eukaryota; Fungi; Basidiomycota; Tremellomycetes; Tremellales; Cryptococcaceae. The transcript has a single exon.